This is a messenger RNA of Sordaria macrospora k-hell, 1059 nucleotides long. RefSeq lists its product as uncharacterized. The record is from RefSeq and is a predicted model, not a curated record. Gene Ontology annotation, cellular component: cytoplasm; nucleus. Lineage: Eukaryota; Fungi; Ascomycota; Sordariomycetes; Sordariales; Sordariaceae. Gene Ontology annotation, molecular function: ATP binding; MAP kinase activity. Gene Ontology annotation, biological process: intracellular signal transduction; protein phosphorylation.
AUGAGCAGCGCACAAAGAGGCGGAGCUCGCAAGAUCUCCUUCAACGUCAGCGAGCAGUAUGAUAUUCAGGAUGUCGUAGGUGAAGGCGCCUACGGUGUCGUCUGCUCUGCAGUACACAAGCCUUCGGGCCAAAAGGUCGCCAUCAAGAAGAUCACCCCCUUUGAUCACUCCAUGUUCUGCUUGCGGACGUUGCGCGAGAUGAAGCUGCUUCGGUACUUCAACCAUGAAAACAUCAUCUCUAUUCUAGAUAUUCAAAAACCACGGAGCUACGACACCUUCAACGAGGUCUAUCUCAUCCAGGAACUUAUGGAGACUGACAUGCACCGCGUCAUUCGUACCCAAGAGCUAUCGGACGACCAUUGCCAAUACUUCAUUUAUCAGACGUUGCGCGCCCUCAAGGCCAUGCACUCGGCCAAUGUUCUUCAUCGCGACUUGAAACCCUCCAACCUUUUGCUAAACGCCAACUGCGAUCUGAAAGUGUGCGACUUUGGCUUGGCCCGCUCGGCCGCGUCGCAAGAGGACAACUCGGGCUUCAUGACCGAAUACGUUGCCACCCGUUGGUACCGCGCCCCCGAGAUCAUGUUGACCUUCAAGGAGUACACCAAGGCCAUCGAUGUCUGGUCCGUUGGCUGCAUUUUGGCCGAGAUGUUGAGCGGCAAGCCACUCUUCCCUGGCAAGGACUAUCACCACCAACUGACCCUCAUCCUGGACGUUCUCGGCACGCCGACCAUGGAGGAUUACUACGGCAUCAAGUCGCGCCGCGCCCGGGAAUACAUCCGCUCGCUGCCCUUCAAGAAGAAGGUUCCCUUCCGCACGCUGUUCCCCAACACGUCGGAACUGGCCCUGGACCUGCUAGAAAAGCUGCUUGCCUUCAACCCUGUUAAGCGCAUCACGGUCGAAGAGGCGCUCAAGCACCCGUACCUGGAGCCUUACCACGACCCGGAUGAUGAGCCGACCGCACCUCCCAUUCCCGAGGAGUUCUUUGAUUUCGACAAGCACAAGGAUAACCUGAGCAAGGAGCAGCUGAAGCAGUUGAUCUACAACGAGAUCAUGAGGUGA